CUGGUUUAUUCUACGAAAUCCCUCAUAUAAGCAACUAAGGUCGUCCUUAAGGUGGUGGAUCACCUGAUCAUCUACUGAUAUAAAUUGAUGGUUCGGAGUGUGAUGUAGGUAUGAGAUGAGGCCUUCUGAGUACCAAGAGGCAGGUGAGAUGAGUUCAACGAGUUCAACAGCAUUAGCAGCAGCAAUUACUGCAGCAGCAAGGGGCUGCUGCUUCUGCUGCUAUCGUAUCAGCUGUCCAUACGCUUCAUAUCAUACGACUGAAGCAAAAGAGGCGUCGAAAGGAGGCCAGAAAAAUACGGCGUCGUCGCACGCUGCUGACGCGUCGUCGCCUUAUUUCCGCUCGUAGCGCUGGGAAGAUGCCGGAAUCUGAGAGUUCCACUUCCGACUGGCUCGUUUCUCCUUUAAAAGGAGGGAGAGUCCUAGAUUGAUAAGAUCGAUUAUUCGGUCAGUCGU
This is a messenger RNA of Aspergillus novofumigatus IBT 16806, 453 nucleotides long. RefSeq lists its product as uncharacterized. Bases 116 to 346 code for a protein of 76 amino acids. NCBI's taxonomy places the organism in Eukaryota, Fungi, Ascomycota, Eurotiomycetes, Eurotiales, Aspergillaceae. The record is from RefSeq and is a predicted model, not a curated record. The transcript has a single exon.